AUGAAACUACAUUCAUAUUUAAUAUUGAUCAUAUUUUAUUUGUCAUGUUUUACUCUACAGAGAUUGAAUCAUGUAGAUGGUCUUCAACUCCAAAAAGGCUCGAUUGAGAAAAUUAACCAACCAAAUGGAGAUGCUAAAGAGGAUAUUAAAGAUGUGAGUGAGGAAGAUCAAUCAGGCCAGGAUAGUAACGGUGGUCCUGCAGGAAUCAAAGAGAAAUCCGAGUUAGAAAGCAGUGAAAAAGAUGAUGAUAGUAAAAAUGAAACAUUUGAACCAUUUGAGGGAAAAGAUGAAAAAAAUGAUACCAAGGAUGAUCAGGGAGGAUUCUUGUUAGAAAGAGAAAAAAUGGAAGAUGAUACUACGGAUACUCAAAGUAAAGAUACAGUGAAAGAAGAAGAUGAGAAGAAUGAGUUAAAGAAGCUGGAAGAGUUUAAAAAAAGUGAAACAUUAGAGAAUAAACCCAAUUAUGAGGAGAAAGAAAAAUCAGAAAAUAUUGAAAAAAGUGAAAAAGAGAACAAAUACGAAGUAGAGAGCGAGAUUAUUUCGAAGACAACUAUAAAUACUUCCGAUGUUACUAUGACGGAUGAAAAUGAGUUUACAAUCGAUCACCCAAUAGUGAAUCAGGUAGUAAAUAAGAUUAUUCAACCUUCAACUGACGAAAAACAACUACUUAUUGAAAUGAAGGAUGACUUUGAGCCAGAAAGUGGUAUGGAUGACAGUAAACAAACUAAAUCUGUAAUCUUAACUUUUGACCUGUCAUCUGAGGAUCUUGUUAAUAAGAUUUCCCUUAUUUCUGAUUCAAAAUUGACAAUAACAAGGUAUGUUGGUAUGAAUCCCCAAAAGGUAAAGAUUACCAUAGUGGACCCAACCGUACAAUUGGGCUCCUCACAAACAAGACUUUCUGAGUUAUCUAAGUAUGAAUCAAUGCAGUUUGAACUGAAUAAAAAGGUUCCAGGGAAAGCUGAUAUAAUCUCUUUGAGUGAAAUUUCAAACCAAAUUCCUGUUAUACUUCAACAACACAACACAACGACUCUCAGAUUCCUAUUAGAGGCAGUAGAUUCACAGACACAAUUUGGUAUACUUUCAAAUAUGGAAGGAGUGGGGCCUACUGUAAUACUUGAACUGAAACCUACAGUUGAAUCAAACUCAACUUGGAUGUAUACCAUUACUGGAGUUGCAAUCAUUUUUGUCAUUAUUGGGGUUUCUAUUGCAUUAUACUUCCAAAACAAGAACAAGGAAUCUAAGAGGAUUGAAAAUAUGCCUCUUUUAAACAAUAAGGUUUAA
Messenger RNA from Cryptosporidium ubiquitum, 1281 nucleotides. RefSeq lists its product as uncharacterized. The transcript has a single exon. Bases 1 to 1281 code for a protein of 426 amino acids. The record is from RefSeq and is a predicted model, not a curated record. Lineage: Eukaryota; Apicomplexa; Conoidasida; Eucoccidiorida; Cryptosporidiidae.